Molecule: messenger RNA, 4128 nt
Organism: Fundulus heteroclitus (mummichog)
Lineage: Eukaryota; Metazoa; Chordata; Actinopteri; Cyprinodontiformes; Fundulidae
Gene: wdr6
Product: WD repeat domain 6
Exons: 7
Coding region: 154-3981 (1275 amino acids)
Biological process (GO): tRNA methylation
Cellular component (GO): cytoplasm
Molecular function (GO): protein binding
Source: RefSeq, a predicted model, not a curated record
GGGUUUAUUGGUUACGUUAGACCGGAAUUAGUACAGUAACACAUGAGGAUAACGUUUCUUUUCUCAGGACUAAAUAAACAUGUAAAAAGACAUUCUAGACAUGUCUCAUCUUUAAUUUAAGCUUUGAGGAGAAAUGAAAGACCGCCCUUAAAAAUGGAGACUGCUGCCCUGGUAGUUCCUAUCACAGCUUUGGAGCUUUUUAAAGACCGCUUUCUGCUGUCGGGCGAAGGACCAGUCUUGUCCGUGUACGGUCUCCAGCCUCGCCCUGAUGUCGGCGCCUCACUGAGCGUCCUCCAACAUUACAGAAUCCAUGGGAUCAGACCGAGGAGUCGGGACGCGGUGCCAACCCGGAGCUCUACUGUCACAAUCCACGGACAGCGGGAAAAUGAGAAAAACUCCACCUCUGAGCGCAGCUUCUAUGACUUCGCUGUGUUUGGAGGAAAGGCUGUGAGGCUGGUCGGGCUCGGUUUAGAUCCCCGGGAUGUAGAGACUCCUCACCUGGAGGUCCUGGGGCCCCUCAUGGAGCUGCAGGACUGGGUCCUGGAUGUCCGCUGGCUCUCCGCAGACAAGCGGGCCCUGCUCUGUGUGGCCGUCGCCCACAACGCUGCUCUCCUCCUGGACUCUGCCGCAGGAAGCGCGCUGGUCCAGUGCUCCUGUCUGGAGGGCUGUCUGCUGUAUUCUGCCCUUCUUCUGGUGGAUGAAUGCUGGGCCAAUACCGUCUUGGUCGGGGGGACUGUUUUCAACCAGCUGGUCAUCUGGAAGCCCGGGCGAGGCGACCAAACGAUAAAUCCUGGUCACAAGGCUCCGGUUGAGCGCCGUCUGUCGGGCCACAGCGGGGUCAUCUUCAGCAUCUCUUACCUCCAGGAGGAAGGGUACCUAGCUUCAGCUUCAGACGACCGCAGCGUUCGGGUUUGGGCCGUCGGGGCCCUAGGCGGCCCCGGAGGGAGAUGUGGAGACCCGAGCCCGACGUGUUUAAGAGUCCUGUACGGCCACCAGGCCAGGGUGUUCUCGGUCCGCCUCUCGGCGGGAUACGUGUUCAGCGCCGGGGAGGACGGCGCGUGUUUAGUCUGGGACUUGGGAGGAGGAGGAGGGAAGGUGAUCCGCACGCUGAAGGGUCACCGUGCCGGGGGGGUUCGUUCCCUGGCGGUCAGCGGGGGAGCAGGAGGUGACGACAGGUGGGUGGCGACAGGCGGGGCGGACGGGGGGGUGAGGCUGUGGAAGGUGGAAGACGGUGUGGAGAAGAAGGAGGGUCUGGAAGAGAAACUAACAGACUUGAAGUUUGCUGAUCGUGGGCUUCCUAAAGUGGUUUGUGUAGCAGGUGGAGAGGAGGGAAGCAUGUGCUGGAGUCAGUUUUUGGUUUGUACAGACAGAGGAGCGGUUUGCCGGUACAGUGAUGGGAGUUGGGAGACGGUUUGGGAAGGCCCACCAGAGUUUCACUCGUACUGUGUGAUGGACACGACAACCGCCAGCGCAGUUACAUUGUGCGCUGUAGGGAACAUCAGCGGGUCCAUCCAGGUGUUCCCCACUUCUCACCCUCUGUCCGGUAUACGUCUAGCAGGCAGACCAGGGAAGAUCCACGGUGUUUUCUGGAAAAAGGCAACAGAUAAGUUGUAUUUACUUGCAUCCGGUGCUGAAGGACUAGUGUAUCGCUGGUGCGUCGACGUAAAAACGACAGAAAACGGUUCUUCAGUUCUCAGCACGGUGCCGCUUCCGGCUUUUCUCCUACCCCUCUGCUCCAAGCGCUGGCUCACAGCCGCCGUCUGCCUCCAGCGGCACUCCGACCAGGUCCUCUGGGUGUGCGGGGACAGGAGAGGGUCCCUGCUUUUGUUUCAGGAAGACGGAAACUUUGAGCUCAGCAGAACCGAUCGUGGGAAAGCGGGUAAAGGCUUACAGACAGACGAAGAAACCAGAAUGAUUGAGGAAGAAGAAGAGCCUACCUUGACACUGCAGCCUGUGAGCUGUUUGUUCGGGGUACACGGGAAACAUGGGGUGACCUCGGUCUGUGAGCACCAGGGAUUGUUCUACAGCACCGGGAAGGACGGCUGCGUGAGGAUCUUCAGGGUCAGUCCAGCCAAGCCCGAGACAAGUCACGGCGAGCUUCACCUGGAGGUGCUGAGAGUCCAGCGGGCCUGCAGGGGUAUGGAGUGGCUGGAAAGGGUUCUGAUUCUGGAGCCUGAAGACGUAGGAGCGGGACGUGAAAAUGUGAUCGGAGGGGAGCUGAGGGAGAGCAGGUUUGUCAUCGUCGGCUUCCACGCCGUCCACUUUGUGGUGUGGGACCCUGUGAGGCAGGAGAGGCUGAUGGCGGUGCCCUGCGGCGGGGGGCAUCGCUCCUGGAGUCUCUGGCCGUCGCACCCGGGUCUUUGGUCUGGACGUGGAGCUUUGGUGUUCAUCAAGCAGGGGGCCGUUCUCACUUCCCAGCCUCCCGGGGAGAUGCUCGGCUGUGUUGAUGAAGCAGGGAGAACCGGAGGAUGGAGCUUGAGGGAGGGCAUCCACGGGAGGGGGAUUUGGUGCGUUUGCAGGCUGGGAAGGAUAGAAGAGAUCGGGACACAAAGCGGAGACAGUAAAACGUUUUGGGAGAUAGUGGUGACUGGAGGGGAGGACACCAACCUGGCGGUCCUGGCUAUAAAUGCGGCAUCUGGGCUCGUCAAGGUUCUCUCAGUUAUUACCGACCACAUCUCAGGCGUGCGAGCGCUGACGGCCACGACGCAAGCGCAGGGAGAGGCUCUCUGCGCCCUGUUGCUGUCAGCCGGCGGCCGCGCUCAGAUUCAGUGUAACCGGCUGCUGGUCGUCUGGGACAGACACAGGCUGACUCCUUCCUGUCAGGUGAUCCAGGUGGCGAGCCACCGAUUGGACAUCCAGUGGGAGAGGAAGCGGAACCGACACAAAACCGUGAAAAUGGACCCAGAAUCAAGGUACGUGUCCAUAGAAGUUGUGGAGGAGAAGGCGGGCCGCCUCCUGGUGGCGCUGUCCUGCAGUGACGGGGCUCUCAGGUUGUUUUCUGUCAGUGAAGCUGAAAGUCUGAUCGACUUGUUGUGGGAGACGUUCUACCACCAGCGAUGUGUCCUCUGUGUCGCCACCUGCAGCCUGCAGGAUGACAAAGGCAACAGGUGCACACUGCUGUUCAGCGCCGCCACGGACGGAACAAUCGCCGUGUGGCAUUUGACUGAAAGUCUGCCCAUUUCGUCAAGUGGUGCUACAACCCCACCAAUCCCCUGCCUCGUCAUUCCCGCCCACCAGAGCGGCGUCAACUCAUUGGCUGUCUGGGUGGAGAAACCGGGACGACACGAGGACGGUUGCCUGGUAACUGUUGCGAGCGGAGGAGAUGAUGGGCAGCUGACAGUGUCCACAGUGAGGGUGCAGUACCCAGAAGACGGGAAGGUCGGGGGUGAUGGGGGAUUUCCUCCGACAUGUUACAGUCACACCUUAAUGGAAGCACACGAUCAGUCCCCCAACCGGGUUCAUGUUCAUCUUCACUCCCAGUCCAGCAUCCCGCUGGCCCAUGCAGCCUCUCUCACAGCUCUGAAGCUCCUGAGCCCCGGCCUCCUGGUGUCUACUUCCUCUGAUCAGAGGGUUUGUCUGUGGAGGGUUAGCGGUACCAGCAUCAGCCACAGUGGGGCGCUGUGCUCCCACGUUGCAGAUGCUGCAGGGCUUGCAGUGUGGGAGGAGGAGGAAGAGGAAGAAAAGAUGGGUUUUGACACUGAGCGGGUGAAUACAAUUUGGAAGGAAAAAGUUGACCCAGUUUGUCAGAGCAGUGAUGGGAAAGAGGAAGAAACGUCUGAUGAUCCAAGAAAUCCGGCGCCGGACGGCGACGGUAACACGGGUUCCCGUGAGUGUAGUAAGAAGAUAAGCAGCGUGGGGUGGGUGCUGGUCUGUGGCCAGGGCCUCCAGCUUCUACGACUCCAGAGUUCUGGGAUGGAUGAGGAGAUGUGGCAAAGCAGAGAAAAGGAAAUUGAAAGAGUUAAAGUGACUUUUCAGAAAUAGGAAGCAUCUGCAAUCAGAGCACCAAGUUAUCAUAUAAUUUAUUUUUUUAAACACUUAUGUUGACUUAUGAUCAACAUUAGUAUGUUUAUCUUAACUGCUGCUGCACACAUCAAAACAUUUUUAAAUAAAGAUCAUCUAUUUUCCAGA